AUGCUAACUGACGACUCUCGCCCUCCCCUAGCCAGUUUUAAGUCCGAGAAGCUACCUCCCCUCUCAUCUAGCCAUAGUGAGUUAGCUGUCCACAAGCCACUGGCCACUUACAUCAGCUCUCCCCGUCCUCCGGAUAAAACUUUGCGCGGUCACACAACGGACUGUCAGUCGAACAGUCCAUCUACAUUCACGAUUUCUUACUUACCUUCUUCACGGCGUCGUACAAGCAUACCGUUACGUGCUUUGCACACAAACUUUCAACCCGACGCAUCCACGACAGAAACCACUAGUCACUGCAAGCAGAACAAGAUAGUAACUCGUUCCCGCUCAUGCUCAUCGUCCUCGUCGCCUCUGUGUAAGGUCUCCGGCAAUCCCUCUAGCGAAUCAAUUGACCAGCCGAAUGACUUAGAGAGUCGUUGGCCGAUCGAGCAGCAAGCUACUUGUGAAGGAGACUCAUCGCAUGCGUUGACACGCCAAGCUGUUCGAAGAAAGAGAGGAUCUCUGCUGAGCCAAUCCGACGUUAUUGAAGAAAAGUCUGGGCAAAGUCUUAUCCCUCGCGAAGAAAUAGAAAUACCUUCACCUGGACUGCGUACCAUAUCCAGAGCCGAGCAUUUCUUGGCUGCCAUGAUGUCGAACGGAGAAAGACAGAUGCGGGGCCUCACAGGCAAGCCACUAGUAUAUUUCACAAGCAUUUUUGUUUCCCUUGGGGUCUUCUUGUUUGGUUAUGAUCAGGGUGUUAUGUCAGGUAUUAUCACUGGCCCUUACUUCAAGGAUUUUUUCAAUCAGCCCACACGCGCAGAAGUUGGAGCAAUUGUAGCUAUCUUGGAGGUUGGUGCAUUUUUUUCAUCAUUAGUGGUCGGAAAAGUAGGUGAUAUUAUUGGUCGACGAAAGACAAUUCUCUAUGGCUCUAUGAUCUUCUUUGUUGGUGGAGCAUUACAGUCAUUCGCGAAUGGUUUGUUGAUGAUGCUGAUGGGCCGCAUCAUUGCUGGAGUGGGGGUAGGCAUGCUAUCAACAAUUGUGCCUGUGUAUCAAUCCGAAAUAUCUCCGCCGCAUAAUCGGGGAAAGUUGGCGUGCAUCGAAUUUUCCGGAAAUAUAAUUGGUUACGCCACUUCUGUAUGGGUUGAUUAUUUUUGCAGCUUCAUCGAUAGCGAUUAUUCUUGGCGAAUUCCUCUAGUUAUGCAAUGCGUAAUGGGGGCUCUACUCGGGUUUGGAAGCUUGCUUAUCGUGGAAUCACCUCGGUGGCUGCUAGAUAAUGACCAUGACGAAGAAGGAAUUGUCGUCAUUGCUAAUCUUUAUGGAGGGGGAGAUAUUCAUAACACAAAAGCUCGGGAAGAGUUCCGCGACAUAAAAAUGAAUGUCCUAAUGCAACGGCAGGAGGGCGAGAAAACAUAUUUAGAGAUGUUCCGUCGCUACAGGACGAGGGUAUUUAUUGCUAUGUCCGCUCAAGCUUUUGCUCAGCUAAACGGAAUCAAUGUUAUCUCAUACUAUGCUCCGUAUGUCUUCGAAUCUGCGGGAUGGGUAGGGCGCCAGGCUAUACUCAUGACGGGCAUCAACGGCCUGACAUAUCUUCUAUCCACUAUUCCGCCAUGGUACUUAGUAGAUGUGUGGGGUCGACGGUUCAUCCUUCUCGGGGGUGCCAUACUUAUGAUGCUUUCUCUCAGCGCUAUCUCAUACUUUUUGUAUCUCGAUAUACACUGGACACCUACACUAGUUGUGAUUUUUGUCAUGAUUUACAAUGCUGCAUUCGGAUUCAGCUGGGGUCCAAUCCCUUGGCUCUAUCCGCCCGAAAUAUUACCACUCAGUAUUCGCUCCAAAGGUGCUAGCCUAUCAACAGCUACUAAUUGGGCUUUUAACUGGCUUGUCGGAGAAAUGACACCAGUGCUUCAAGAGUGGAUUACAUGGCGCUUAUAUCUCCUCCAUGCCUUUUUUUGCGCAACAAGUUUCGUUGUGGUUUAUUUUACCUAUCCAGAAACAGCUGGAAUUCGACUAGAAGACAUGGGUGCAUUAUUUGGCGAUGCAACAAAUGCGGUUUCUACGCCUGCUCAAAUUGCUGAGACAGGAUCGCUUCUCGGUGCAAGUUCACCUGUUCCUUCCAUGGAUUUGAGGCGAGGCCAGUUUGGAGGCGGAACUCCGAGAUUAGGACCCACUAUAUCUUCGCCGGGAAUUGAAUAUGAUCCUCCACAUGUAAAUAUUCAGAACGGCAAACCACAGUACUCUGAGGAUAAUGAUAGUGUACUAGAGGGCGUUGGUGGCUGGAUAUCUCGAAUGGUAGGUAGAGGUGACGCGAGUAUUCGAAGUGGCAAAAGUGGGAGAUACAAUCAACUAGAUCAAGAAGAGUAG
Blumeria graminis f. sp. triticale is the source of this 2340-nucleotide messenger RNA. NCBI's taxonomy places the organism in Eukaryota, Fungi, Ascomycota, Leotiomycetes, Helotiales, Erysiphaceae. The record is from the annotation of a GenBank genome assembly.